This is a messenger RNA of Colletotrichum karsti, 1626 nucleotides long. RefSeq names its product amino acid permease. The record is from RefSeq and is a predicted model, not a curated record. Gene Ontology annotation, biological process: amino acid transmembrane transport. Gene Ontology annotation, molecular function: amino acid transmembrane transporter activity. Lineage: Eukaryota; Fungi; Ascomycota; Sordariomycetes; Glomerellales; Glomerellaceae. Gene Ontology annotation, cellular component: membrane. The transcript is spliced from 8 exons. The coding region runs from base 1 to 1626 and encodes 541 amino acids.
AUGGCAAUCGACGAAAAGAAAUUCGACGUCGCCGACGAGCAAGCCAUCCAGCCAGCCUCCAGUGAUGGAGAAGGCGAGAGCGAGCACCGCGCCCUGUCGAGGGCUUUGAAGGGGCGACACAUGCAGAUGAUUGCAAUUGGCGGAUCUAUCGGAGCAGGUCUCUUCGUCGGCACCGGAGGAGCGUUGAGAACCGGUGGACCAGCUUCCUUGCUGAUCGGCUUCAUGAUCAUCGGUUGCAUGAUGAUGUGCACGGUUCAAGCUCUGGGAGAACUGGCCAUCAUCUACCCCGUCAACGGCGCCUUCUACGAGUAUGCCGUUCGCUUCAUCGAUCCAGCUUGGGGCUUCGCUAUGGGCUGGGAAUACUCCAUCGGCUGGAUGGUAACCCUUCCCUUCGAAAUCACCGCGGCCGGUAUCACCAUCGAGUUCUGGAAGAGCAGGGAGGAAGUCAACCCGGGAGUGUGGUGCGCAGUCUUCAUGACGUUAUUGAUCGUGAUCCAGGUCUUUGGGGUUCGAGGCUAUGGCGAAGUCGAAUUUCUGCUGGGAUUCGUCAAGGUUCUGGCAUGUGUGGUAUUCAUCAUCCUAGGUAUCAUCAUCAACGCCGGCGGCGUGCCCACAGAUCCGCGCGGAUACAUCGGGGCACGAUACUGGCAGGACCCAGGGGCCUUCAGGAACGGGUUCCAGGGCUUCUGCUCCGUCUUCGUGACUGCUGCAUUUUCCUUCGGCGGAACAGAAAUGGUAGGCCUCGCGGCAGCGGAAGCCGCCAACCCACGCAAGACUCUCCCGAAGGCGACUCGUCAGGUCUUCUGGCGCAUCACCCUGUUCUACAUCCUCAAUAUCUUCAUCAUGGGCCUCAUCGUCCCCUCUGAUAGCGACGUCCUCAUGGGCGCAAGCGGAGCGAACACCAAGGCCUCGCCGUUCGUGUUGGCCGUGGAGCUGGCCGGGAUCCAAGUCCUCCCUCAUAUCAUCAAUGGCGUAAUCACCCUCGCCGUAAUCUCCGUCGCGAACAGCUGCACCUACGGCUCGACCCGCGUCCUCCAAGCCCUGGCCGCCUCAGGCCGCGCCCCGCGCAUCUUCGCGCGCGUCGACCGCAGCGGCAGGCCCAUCUACUGCGUGGUGCUCCAGGUUGCCUUCGGCUUCCUCUCCUUCGUCACCGUGGCCGCCGACUCCAAGGUCGUCUUCAACUGGCUGCUCGCCGUCACGGGUCUCUCGGGCCAGUUCGCGUACCUGAGCAUCAUGCUCGCGCACAUCCGCUUCCGCAAGGCCUGGGGCCUGCAGGGGCGGCGGGUCGAGGACAUCCCGUGGCGGUCCGCGCUCGGGGCGGGAGGGAGCUACGUGGGCGUGUUCUUGGUGCUUUGCUCGUUGUCUGCGACGUUUUAUUCUGCGCUUUUCCCUGUUGGCGGGAGCCCGAAUGCGGAGUCGUUUUUUCAGAGUUAUCUUGCUCUGCCCAUCACUCUGUCGCUUUUUGCGUUCUGGAAGGUGUACACCAAGGACUGGAGCUUCGGGGUUGACCUGAAGAGUGUUGAUUUGGAUAAGGGAAGGCGGCGCGAGGAGGAGCUGGAGGUUUACGACACGGAUGAGGAGAAGAAGCCUGCGAUGUGGAAGCGCGUCAUGUCUUUCCUCUUUUGA